Messenger RNA from Rhinopithecus roxellana (golden snub-nosed monkey), 3226 nucleotides. RefSeq names its product cellular communication network factor 4 (gene CCN4). Gene Ontology annotation, cellular component: extracellular region; extracellular matrix. The record is from RefSeq and is a predicted model, not a curated record. NCBI's taxonomy places the organism in Eukaryota, Metazoa, Chordata, Mammalia, Primates, Cercopithecidae. Gene Ontology annotation, molecular function: heparin binding; integrin binding. Gene Ontology annotation, biological process: cell adhesion; signal transduction. The transcript is spliced from 5 exons. Bases 107 to 1210 code for a protein of 367 amino acids.
AUAUCUGCUGCUCCUGAUGGGCCGGACAGUCUGGGCCCAGCUCCCCCGAGAGGUGGUCGGAUCCUCUGGGCUGCUCGGUCGAUGCCUGUGCCACUGACGUCCAGGCAUGAGGUGGUUCCUGCCCUGGAUGCUGGCAGCAGUGACAGCAGCAGCCGCCAGCAGCGUCCUGGCCACGGCCCUCUCUCGAGCCCCUACGACCAUGGACUUUACCCCAGCUCCACUGGAGGACAUCUCCUCACGCCCCCAAUUCUGCAAGUGGCCAUGUGAGUGCCCACCGUCCCCACCCCGCUGCCCACUGGGGGUCAGCCUUAUCACAGAUGGCUGUGAAUGCUGUAAGAUGUGUGCUCAGCAGCUUGGGGACAACUGCACGGAGGCUGCCAUCUGUGACCCCCACCGGGGCCUCUACUGUGACUACAGCGGGGACCGCCCGAGGUACGCAAUAGGAGUGUGUGCACAGGUGGUCGGUGUAGGCUGCGUCCUGGAUGGGGUGCGCUACAACAAUGGCCAGUCCUUCCAGCCUAACUGCAAGUACAACUGCACAUGCAUCGACGGUGCGGUGGGCUGCACACCACUGUGCCUCCGAGUGCGCCCCCCGCGUCUCUGGUGCCCCCACCCGCGGCGCGUGAGCAUACCCGGCCACUGCUGUGAGCAGUGGGUGUGUGAGGACGACGCCAGGAGGCCACGCAAGACCGCACCUCGUGACACAGGAGCCUUCGAUGCUGUGGGUGAGAUAGAGCCGUGGCACAGGAACUGUAUAGCCUACACAAGCCCCUGGAGCCCUUGUUCCACCAGCUGCGGCUUGGGGGUCUCCACUCGGAUCUCCAAUGUUAAUGCCCAGUGCUGGCCUGAGCAAGAAAGCCGCCUCUGCAACCUGCGGCCAUGCGAUGUGGACAUCCGUACACUCAUUAAGGAAGGGAAGAAGUGUCUGGCUGUGUACCAGCCAGAGGCAUCCAUGAACUUCACCCUCGCUGGCUGCAUCAGCACACGCUCCUAUCAACCCAAAUACUGUGGAGUUUGCAUGGACAGCAGGUGCUGCAUCCCCUACAAGUCCAAGACCAUCAAUGUGUCCUUCCAGUGUCCUGAUGGGCUUGGCUUCUCCCGCCAGGUCCUAUGGAUUAAUGCCUGCUUCUGCAACCUGAGCUGUAGGAAUCCCAAUGACAUCUUUGCUGACUUGGAAUCCUAUCCUGACUUCUCAGAAAUUGCCAACUAGGCAGGCACAAAUCUUGGGUCUUGGAGACUGACCCAAUGCCUGUGAAGCAGUCAGCCCUAUGGUCAAUAACUUUUCACCAUUGAGCCUUAUUUUGUCAAUUUCCUACUCAUUCCUAGUUACCCUGAUCUGGACCCUUAGCCUCCUUUUCUGUCUCUAACCACCCAAAAGACCCAUGAUGGUGCUGCUCAGGCCCAUACUAUGAGUUUUCUCCUUGACAUCAUUCAGCACCUACUCUAAAGAAAAAUGCCUGUCUCUAGCUGUUCUGGACUAUACCCAAGCCUGAUCCAGCCUUUCCAAGUCACUAGAAGUCCUGCUGGAUCUUGCCUAAAUCCCAAGAAAUUGAAUCAGGUAGACUUCUAAUAUCACCAAUUUCUUCUUUAGAUGCCAAACCACAAGACUCUUUGGGUCCAUUCAGAUGGAUAGAUGGAAUUUGGAACAAUAGAAUAAUCUGUUAUUUGUAGCCUGCCAAGAGGUACUGUAAUGGGUAAUUCUGAUGUCAACACACCAAAACUAUCCUGAUUCCAAAUAUGUGUGCACCUCAAGGUCAUCGAACAUUUGCCAAGUGAGGUGAAUAGUUGCUUGAUUUUGAUUUUUAAUGGAAAGUUGUAUCCAUUAACCUGGGCAUUGUUGAGGUUAAGUUUCUCUUCAACCCUACACUGUGAAGGGUACAGGUUAGGUUUAUCCCAGUCAGAAAUAAAAUUUGAUAAACAUUCUUAUUGAUGGGAAAAGCCCCCAGUUAAUACUGCAGAGACAGGACAAGGUCAGCCCAUUUCAGAAGGACCAAUUGACUCUCACACUGAAUCAGCUGCCGAAUGUCAGGGCUUUGGGUACUUGGCCAGGCUCUUCCUUGAAUCUUCUCCCUUGUCCGGCUUGGGGCUCAUAGGAAUUGGUAAGGCCUCUGGACUGGCCUGUCUGGCCCCUGAGAAUGGUGCCCUGGAACAUUCCUCUACUCUUACAGAGCCUUGACAGAUCCAGCUGCAGACCAUGCCAGACCCACUGAAAUGACCAAGACAGGUUCAGGUAGGGGUGUGGGUCAAACCAAGAAGUGGGUCCACUUGGUAGCAGCCUGGGGUGGCCUCUAGAGCUGGAAGCUGUGGUAGUCCAAGGGCCCCCGUGCUCAGGGCACAUCUAUUGCACAGACUCAUUUAACAGCCUUUGGUUCUGCUGACCAAAUGGCCAGUUUCCUGGUAUGAAGAUAGAGGUUUACCAGUUGUUUAGAAACAGAAAUAGACUUAACAAAGGUUUAAACCUGAAGAGGUUGAAGCUAAAAGAAAAAGGUUAUUGUUAAUGAAUAUCAGGCUAUUAUUUAUUGUAUUAGUAAAAUAUAAUAUUUACUGUUAGAAUUCUUUUAUUUAGGGCCUUUUCUGUGCCAGACGUUGCUUUCAGUGCUUUGCAUAUAUUAGCUCACUGAAUCUUCUCGACAGUGUUGAGAAGUUCCAUUAUUUCUGUCCUUACAAAUGUGAAAUGGAAGCUCAUAGAGGUGAGAAAACUCGACCAGAGUCACCCAGUUGGUGAGUGGGAAAGUAGGAUUCAGAUAGAAAUUGGACCGUCUUUAUAACCCAUAUUUUCCCCCCUUUUUUUAGAGCUUCCAGAUGUGUCAGAAUAGGAAAAUAGGAAAACAUACUGGAAUAAGUGGCUUUUUUUCACUGCCAUUUUUCCCUCUUAUUGCCUUUCUAGUUCCUUUUUAAAAGACAAGAAUAUCUGAUUUUCUGAUAAUUUAGGCUCCUAAGCAUCAAAAAAUCAUGGGACACACAAAAAUUCACAAAUCCCCUAUAGCUUCUCCCCUCUUUCCCAUCAGAACCAGCUCUCAUCACACAUUUAAAAGAUGAUUCUGUUUACCCAAUGCUGCAUAUCGAGUGUUGUGUAGUUAUUCACAGGGAAUUCUGUGCAGUGUGCAGAGAGAUUCCUAAACAGGAAAAGGACUAGGAAUAUGUCCUCCUUAGUAUGACCUCCCCAAAACCUAGUCCAGUGCAAGUCAUACAGUGGUGCUCAUUAAAUACUUGAUGAAUACGGGAA